This is a messenger RNA of Pundamilia nyererei, 3425 nucleotides long. RefSeq names its product adhesion G protein-coupled receptor G1 (gene adgrg1). Gene Ontology annotation, cellular component: plasma membrane. The coding region runs from base 432 to 2081 and encodes 549 amino acids. The record is from RefSeq and is a predicted model, not a curated record. Gene Ontology annotation, molecular function: G protein-coupled receptor activity. Gene Ontology annotation, biological process: cell surface receptor signaling pathway; adenylate cyclase-activating G protein-coupled receptor signaling pathway. The transcript is spliced from 13 exons. NCBI's taxonomy places the organism in Eukaryota, Metazoa, Chordata, Actinopteri, Cichliformes, Cichlidae.
GGCGCGGACACCUUGUUAUCUGUGGACAGGCUUCGCGGUGGUCGGCUUCAAUUAUCGUUUUACUGGGACACUUUUUUUAAUCGCUCACUUUCCUUUAAAAAAAACAAACAAAAAACGUUUUCACGGUUUCAAGUGUUUCGAACUGCUGCUGCCGCAAUUACCGGGAAAAAAAAUAGCAGCAACGGUCCAGGAUGAACUUUUCCUUAUCCCGGUUAACAUUUUCGCUUCUUUGAUUGGAGAAUCCCGGGCGUGUGGAAUUACACUUUUCCAUUUUUAGUGGGUUCACUGCGAGUGGAACAGUGGGCGAAAGUGUUAGGUGAAGACUUUGAAGAUCAUAAAGCGUGGUGGUGAUUCUCACGAGGAGACCUGAAACCUCGAAUACUGACGGGAGAAAUAUUCAAGAACAGGUGUUAGCAACCGAGCUGCAGCUGAUGGAUAAUCUGAAGUUUGCGCUCUUCUUAAUCAUCCUCACCACUGUUUCCAGUGACAAUGACCUGGACUGGAACUUUUGCGGCACAUGGCACCAUGGCAACAACCCCCUGAGCCUGAACCUCAACAUCUCUACUGGCUGUAAAGGAAUCUCCAUUUCAGCCAAUGAGAGCUUUCUGUCCAUCAACGGGCAGAUCACAGCCCAGUGUAGGAGAUCUGAAGUGAUUACCUUCAAGCACCUUGGAUAUGAAUCAGGAGGGGACAUCAAAGUAUUCAUGCAAGUAGAGGGGAGAAAGCUACAAGCAGAGCUGCAGAGUGAAGCAGGUUUUGCUUACAUUGUAAAAACUCACAGUUCUUAUAUGUGCUGUCUUUUCCAGGCCAUUGCUGGUAGACCUGUCAAGUCCAAUAUCACUGUCCACCUCCCUGCUGCCUUAAAACAAGCUGCGAAAAAUGUUAACAAUGUAGCCUGCACUUUCUUCAAGAACAUCUCCCUGUUACAGGAGGCUCACAAAACUGCCAAGCCUAUCAAUGAUGUGGUGGAAAUCACGGUGGAGAACGAGAUCAUCAGAAAUCUGCCUGAACCCAUUAGGAUAGAUUUUUACCAUGAAGCCGUAUCUAAAAGAAAAACAAGGGCAUGUGUUUCAUGGGACACAAGAAAAGAUUCUCUGCAGGUGAACUGGUCGAAGGAUGGAUGUAAGACAGAACAGAGUGGGGAAAACCACACUGUGUGUCAGUGUAACCAUCUGACGUACUUCACUGUGCUGGUGGACCUGAAUCGUCAACCAGUGCCCCACCUGCUGGAGCUUACUGUCAUUACAUAUCUGGGAUGUGCCAUAUCUCUGAUCAGCUGUGUUGCUCUUAUAAUAUAUCUCUGCAGGAAAAGGAGGCGAUCAAAGGAGCAGUCCUUGCCCAUCCAUGUGGGCUUAGCUGUGUCCCUCGCCUUCCUCAGCCUGAUUUUUUUCUUCAAUGGAGUCCUGGCUAACGUGGGAGGGGAAAGUGUGUGCACUUGGGUAGGAGCAGUACUUCACUACGCCCUCCUCUGCUCCUUCGCCUGGAUGGGCAUCGAAGUGUUGCACACUUUCUGGUUGGUCUACAUGGUCUUCACCCCCCGCCUGAAGCCCUACAUUUGGAACCUAGUUGGUUUUGCUCUUCCUGCUGUUCCCGUUGUCAUCCUGGCUCCAAUAGGUGAUAUUUAUGGGCUCAUAGAGGUGCCACCAAGCGAAGACCCUGAGAAUCCAUAUAAGAUGUGUUGGAUGGAUAUAACUGAGAAUAAAGGCUGGCUAGCUUUCUGUUUGACCAACAUGAUGACUCUGGCCCUCCUGGUGUCAUCUGGCCUUGUGAUGCUGUUCCUGGUCUACAGGCAGAUCCGCACCAGGGAUGAAUGGAAACAGAACCGAGUGGCAUUUCUCAGCAUAUGGGGCCUCAGCUGCUUAUAUGGGACCACUUGGGGUCUGGCCUUCCUUAAGUUUGAGCCCAUUUCUACCUUUAUUCUCUUCAUCACCUGUAUCCUCAACUCAUUUCAAGGUUUCUUCCUGAUGCUGCGAUUCUGCAUGCUGGACUGGAUGCAGAAGCAGGCUGGUGGCUCUGGUCUUGGCAGCAGCAGCACCGGAUCUACCAGGCAGCACAUGCUCCAGGCCCAGGAGAAGAGUUAAAUGAACAAAGAUGCAGAAGCCAGACUUUGAAUGUAAAAAUAAUGCCAGUAUACCACCAGUGAUGGAGGAGCUGGAGGUUGACCAGGACGUUUCUCCUGGAGGAUUAUUCUGAUGAAAUGUGUCUGUCAGGGGUGGUAACUGCAGGAGAAUAUGAGCUACAGCUAAAAAAAAAGGUACAGCAGGUUCUCCAUAUAUCCUACGUUUCUUAACUCUGUAACUCGGUAGUAACGAGCACAAGUUAGCUGUACGGGCAAACACAAAUAUGACCUGCUGUGUAACUGUAAAAGUGAAGAUGGGUCAGUAUUCCUUCCCAAACAUAAUCCAGCUGCUGUAACUUCUCAAACUUUGAGUGUGCAAACCUUUUUUAUUCACUCUAAAUUAUUUAUUCUUGAGCUUGUGUUCUAUUUAGUAAUCAUUACAACAGGAGAAAAAAGAAACAUUUUACAAAAUAUAUUUGCUGUUUAUUUAUAGCUCUAUAUGUCACACAUUCUGAGUUAUAAUUAAUUUUGGUGGCGAUUAGCUAAAUAUUAUAUAUCAAUAAUUCACUCAAGUUGCAUUACAAAAAGGCAUUUAAUCACUUGAUUCUUCUAAUUUAGGCCCGUGGCAAAGAAAUGACAGUAUCACUCAGGAACUCCUUAAUCAGGCCUAAAGCCUGCGUUUGCAGAAAAGCUAGACUGGCUCUAGUUGUACAGGAGGGGGAUGUCAAAGUUCAAACUAACGUAUGUGAAAUUAGAAAUUGUAAGUUGGAAAUAAUUAUGAAUUAUUCCCAACACGGAAAUUGCGAGCAGGAAUAGAUGCAGGUUACUGUUCUAUUGUAUAUAAAAAAAAGAAAGCUAUAUAAUACUAUUGACGAUGUUUUGAACUUUAGAUAAGCUUUUUAUUUUAUAUUUUGUAUCAUGUAUGCUUUUUUAUAGCUGCUUCCUAAGUUGUUUAAAGUAGCACUUUAGAUUUUCGGUCAUUUAAACAUGUACUUGUUGAGCCUCAGUGAGUUUUCUUUUGAACUGUUUUAAUGUGCAGAUGGUAAAUUCCAUAUUGCAUUUGUCCACACUGUAAAUUAAUAAGUGAAUAUUUUAUAAAUGAAUCCAGAGUGACUGUUUUUCUUUUUUUCAAACCUGAUUAUCAGACCUUUGUCUUUAAAAUGGGCCAAAAUGCAUUUAUUUGGUUGGAUGCGUUCCAGUAUUAAAUAGAAAUGUAAAAUUGUCAUGUAUUUCAUUGGCGUUAUGUUUCAGUCAUGUCCAGCAGAACUCACAUAUGUAAGCUUUUAGAUACUGUGAUGUUUGCACUUUUUUCAAAAUUUAAAAAUUAAAAUAUAUGUCACUCAAUUUAAUGUGUAUAUUUUGGUUU